AUGUCCCCGCGAUCUUCCCCUCGGCGGUUGAACUUCAAUUUCAUGCAGAAGAUGUUCGAUAUGCCGUCGAUUGAUCCCGAGGCUCCGAUGGAGUUGUCAUCUAACGACCUACCGGACCGCCUCCCUUUCCCGCCAACAACCUACUCUCACAUCCUCCAUUGCUCCUACCACGACUGGCAUCCGCGAUACCGCACACUCGUGCCUAAAUCGCGCUGCAUUCCUUUAACAACCGCUUUCGUCGAAUACCUCCGCGCCGACGGCAUCGUCCUCCCACCCGAAGCCGCUCCUCCAACCGACGAUGAUAACCUGGACACAUUCUCCGACUCCGGCGAAGAGGAAGCCGAUCCUUCCACUGAAUGGGCGGGGAUUCACACCCAGAUAAAGAAUACUAUUGCUGAAUUUGGCGGCAUUGUUACCCCAAAGUUGAACUGGAGUGCUCCUAAAGAUGCGACCUUCAUGUCCGCCACAAACGAUACCCAAUGCCGCACCCCGAAUGACAUAUAUCUCCUUCUGAAAAGCAGCGAUUUCAUCACCCAUGAUCUGGAUCACCCAUUUGAUGACUGUGUGCCGGAAACAAAUGACGAUACACCCACAUCCACUGUUGACUCCCCAUUGCCGGAGGUGCCAUAUCACCUGGUUCUCCGUAAGUAUGUCAACUUCAACCCGUCCCUUGAAUUCCGCUGCUUCGUGCGCAACCGUGUACUGCUGUGUAUGAGUCAGCGUGAUCAGAACCACUUCGACUUCCUCUUCCCUAUGCGCGACAUGCUCCGGUCCCGGAUUCAGUCAUUCUUUGAUGAAAAGCUCAAGGACAGCUUCCCGGAACCUAACUUUGUGUUCGAUGUAUAUAUUCCCGCGCCUCACCAGCGUGUCUGGCUGAUUGAUGUGAACCCGUGGGCACAGCGGACAGACCCGUUGCUUUUUAGUUGGUUGGAGAUCCUGAACAUGAAGGAUCCCGUUGGUGUGCAAGAGGAAGAUGAUGGAGCUGAGGAGUUUGUGAGAAUUUCACUCCGUGAUGGCAGCAUCAUUACUUCGGGAACCGCGGAAGAGUUUGACGAAGGAGAUUCAAGCUCCGAAUCGGAGGAAGAGAACGAUGACCCCGAAAAGGAUGAAGAAGCCCCCUUCCUCCCAGAAUUCCGUCUUAUCAAGAAGGAUGAUCCGGAAGCAUAUGCGUUCAGCUCAACACAGUAUUCGGCUCAUAAGGUGCCGAAGGAGUUGGUGGAUGCUUCGCUUGCUGGACCUGGCGGCAUGAGCGAGUUCAUGGGCAAGUGGCACGAGAUUCUUAAGCAGCAAGAGCAGGAGGAUCAAGCAGCGGGUAGUGACUCGGACUAA
Penicillium arizonense is the source of this 1329-nucleotide messenger RNA. RefSeq names its product cell proliferation protein CDC123 (gene cdc123). Gene Ontology annotation, cellular component: cytoplasm. The coding region runs from base 1 to 1329 and encodes 442 amino acids. The transcript has 2 exons. The record is from RefSeq and is a predicted model, not a curated record. NCBI's taxonomy places the organism in Eukaryota, Fungi, Ascomycota, Eurotiomycetes, Eurotiales, Aspergillaceae.